GGGUGAGGGGGGUUGUUGCUCGGGCAGACGGCUAUGUUCUUUAAACGCCUUUUCUUAGGGCCGGCAAUAUGGUGUGUGCCACUAAACUCUCCUGACGGAAUUUAAUGUAAUUAAGGGAUUACAGUGCUGCCGCUCUGAGGCUGGAAAUAUUUACUACUAUACCGACGACGGAGGUGUUUUCAUGCUUUGGUGCACAGUCAGGACGUGGGGUGAUCUGACCGGGUCUUACAGCGUUUUAAAACCCUCCGUUUUGACAGCAUAGAUUAAUCUGACAGUUAGUGGGCAAAGGAGAUUUUCCGUCGAGAAGCGGAGCGCUUUACGCACAGCCGAGACGCACAAGUGGAGAUGACAACAGCAAAGUCGAAGAGGAUACACUGAUAUCUUUGGGGUUUGACAGUUCCCAGAGGCUCUAAAAAAGAAAGGCAACCAACUUGUCGAAAACCUUUUACUGUUAUGUCUGUCUCCUCUCUGCCGGAAUGGAAACAACUCCUGCUGGAGAAAAAGCGGAAAGAGGAGGAGGAGCGAGAGAGGAGAGAGAAAGAAGAGGAAGAAAAGUUGGCCAGCAUGCCCGCCUGGAAGCGAGGAAUCAUUCAGCGGAGGAAGGCGAAGCAGGACAGUUUGGGCGACAGGGAAAAAGAGAGAGACGUCUGUCUGCUGCAGGUGGACGUCAGAUCUGCAUCUGAUGGUCUAAGUGACACAGACAGCCUUGUGACGGUUAAUUUGGGAAGCGACAUGUCACUGAGUCCAGAUUCAGGGCCAUGGCUGGAUGGAGAUGUCAAACCAGCAAGUCAGGUGUCCAUAGAAACUAUUGUCCCAGUUCAUGAAAACCCAUUUAUUCGCACGCAGAGUGCAUGGAGGAAGGGCAGGGAUGCAGAAGGAGGGAACGAGCCAGAAAUCAAGGAGAGGGAAAAAGACAAAUUGAGCCCCAGGGGUCAAGAGGGGGAGUUGGGAAGAGGAAGAGAUAUAGAGCUGAAAAUAGAGAGAUUCAGAGACUUAAGUGAGGGACGGGAAAAAGAAAGGAGCAGGGACAGAAGUCAAGGGAGAGAAAGAGAGAAUAGCAACCAGUGGAAAGAGUCAGUUAAAGAUACAGCUAGAGAGCAGGAAUUCCUCAAAGUAAGAAAAGAUGAGGAGGAAAAAGAAACAGAUCCACCAGCUAGUGCAUUUUCACCCCACGUUCCUUGUCUCCGGACCAUCCGUGCUGACAACAUCAUCAUCAUUGAGCAGGACAGGAAAGGCAGUGAUGAGAGAAGGGGUAGAUGGAGAGAGAUGGAGAAGGAGAGGCCCGAGGAGGAGCACCAGGGGAAGAGAGGGAUGAAGAUGGACCUUAGGGAGAUCCUGGCUGGAGGGGGAAGCAUCACAGAGAUCCGAGCUUCUGAGGUUCUGAUCAUAAAGCCCUCGGCAAGCCCAGAAGAGAGGAGUCCAGAAGGAGGAGGAGGGAAAGGUUCGAGUAGAGAGGAUGGAGAGAAGUGCAGCAUGGAUGAGAGGAGGGAAAGUUUGGGCAGGGAGCUCAGAACAGACAUGUCCUGGCUGAUAGAAAAAGAGAAGGAGAGACCAUGGGGCCAGGCAACAGUUAUCAAAGAUGGCAGGAAGGACAGUUUGGACGAUAACGUGUUCGUUGAUAGAGGAGGGAGGGUCAGCCAGCUGCUGAGUAAAUUCGGACAGCACCCCAAGCCUCCUGCUCGAUCCAAAAGCUCUGAUAAUUUCCUGCGGCCUGGGAGGAGAAAAAACUCAGGAGAUGAAGAUGAGCAGCAAUCUGAGGUGGAUGAGAGGAAUCUGCUGCUGAAAGGUGUACCGAAGCGUUCGUUUAGCUUCUCCGAGCGGGUCAUCUGUGCUGAGGAGAACGGUUUAGAUAAUGAUAGGUAUAACGAGAGGAAAACGCGUGAGAGGAUAGACUCAGACAAGAGCAUAGGGCCAUGGGUUGAUGUCGCAGGCUUGGGGAAAGAAACCACAGCAAAGGUCAAAUCCGGCUGCACAUGGCUUUUAGAUAAAGACCAGUUUGGAAAGCAUAGAGAUGGACAUUUAAAAACUGAGGAUGAAAAGGUGGAGAACAUGCAGAGGAGAAAUGAAGCAGAAAUGUGUAUCUCCAUCCCACACAGGAGCGAGGUUGUCAUGAGGGCUGUGGAGAGGGCAGGUGAUGCAGAUGGAGAAGAGGGGUUCACAGUGGCGUCAGUCAAAAACACAGAGGGAAUCUCGUUUGCUAGAAGAGUUGCGAUCAAACAGGACGGGAAAGCAAGAGCUGAGAGAGAGUUGAAGCGACAGUCAGGUGAGAAAGGUCCAGAGAGGGAGGUGAGUGUAGAAAAAGUUGCAGAGUUAGAAGUGAAAGUUUGCGACAAAAAGGUGUCCGAUUUUCAGAGGGACGAGGGAAGCACAAUCCCACCUGAAACUUUGCAGAAAAGUCAAUCAGCAUUCACAGAGUGCUCCAGUCUGCUCUGUGCUGUCACAAAUAGAGCAAGAGACCCCCACAGAGGGCCGGAGUGGGGUGGUGCAGGGCCACAGGGACCUUACCUACACUCCGUUUUGUCUCAACACACAGAGGAGCUUAUAAGUAAAAUAGAAAAAAUUGGAGACACAACUGUUUAUAGCAAUGAGAAAGGAGAAAGAUCUUACAAGCCUGCGUAUGAAGUGACCAAAGGGUCAGAUCUGGAUGUUGGAUCAGACAACCUCAUUCAUGAAGCAAUCCCAAGAUCUCCAAAAAGGAUUGCACCCAUGGGAAUCUCCCCAGGUCCCCUCGAGAUUCAGAUCCCCAGAAGUGUGUUUUAUGUUGCAGAAGAAAUGUUGGAGAGAAAAAAGGCCGUGGGUCAAAGCGACGAGGGGCAAGACUUGGAAAAAGGUAAAGGGGUUGAGCGGAGGGAUAGCUGGAGGAUCGGGAAACCCCUGAGCCGCAUCGAGUCUCUGCGAGAGAAAAUAAGACAACGAGAGCUGGAGAGGCUGAAACAAAGAGAGGCGCAAGAUGGAGGCGGGACUGAAGGUGCAGAGAUAAAUGACACUCAGACAGCCAGGGAUGAGAGGGGAACUGAAAUAGAGAAAGAGUGGGACUCUGCAGCUCAUAUGCGGAAGAAGCUGGGCGAGGUGGAGAAGGGACAGGAAGAUGCAGCAGUGCAGACAACCACGGCUGCAUUUGACGUCACACAGGAAGUCAGCGUGUUGAAAACCUGCCCUCAACUUCCUGUUUCUGUCCCACACUCACAAGCUGUCAGAGAGGAAGUAACAAGCACCACUGCUGCCUCCGAAGUUACCUCUGACAGCUUCCAGAUAUCUGAGGAUGAAGACGACCCCCUCAAACAUGUGGAAGAAGAGCUGAGGUGCCACAGGGGCCAACACGAGAUCAGAGAAGACGAAAGGGAGAAGGAGGAAGAGAAGGAGCUCUCAGAAGAGGAGGUAGAGGAAUAUACAUCCCCUCUUGAUCCUGUGCAGUCUGUCUCCCCUUUGCCGUCUCAUCCCAACUCCCUCGCAGCCAUGAGCCGGAUCUACAACUUGGAAACUGUUGGCUCGAGGUCGGGCUUGUGUCUGAGGGAGAGGACUGUGGACAUCCCAUCAGUGCACCUUGUUAAAGUGAAGCCCAUCAUGUCAAACGCUCAGCAGGGGGACAGCAAAGCAUUCUCAGGUGAGGACAUUUGCGGGGUUCAGACAAUACAGCGACAGAUAGAGCAGUUUCAGCUGAAAGAGCAGGAAAAGUCUUAUACGUCACCAAACGCUCCUCUUAAGGACAAAGAGACAAAAGGGCAGCAAAGCCCCAGAGGAGUGUUAAAGCACCAGGUGAAGGACAAUGCCAAGACCUCAGAGAAAGAUAAGGAAUCACCAGGAACGAACCCCAAAAUGUCUCCUCGGCGUGUUUGUUCUCUGACAUCUCAGCUCAAGCAAUGUAACCAAACUACCACCAUCACCCCCUCAUUUCUCAGGAGCCAAUCCCCGGACAAUACUUUGAAACCCUCAGAUUCUGCCCCGACACCGGCCUCCUCCCCUAGCUCCCCAUCUCCUGCCCAGUCUCCUAGUAUCUCUCCAUCUCCAACCCCAUCACCCCCACUCUUCUCUAUCAGGAGUGCCUCUGGAGGCCAAGUGAAGAGAGGUGCCACCAUCACAAUCACCCCAAAAAAGCCUGCAGGAGGAGGAGGGGGAGGAGUGACGGGGCCCACCACCGGGUCCACGGCAGCAGCGUCAAAAUCUGCAAAGACCUCAUCGCAGCAGGCCCAGGUGACCUCUGCAGUGGCCGAGCCAGCGAAGAAGAAGUACCCUACAGUGGAGGAGAUCGAAGUGAUUGGUGGAUAUCAGAAUCUAGAGAAUUCGUGUCUGGUCAAGAAAGGAGGGACCCCGAAAAGGGGAAAGGUGUGUUUCGAUGAGGACCAGCUGGAGCAGGUGUGUGAGUACCCAUCAGAGACCUCCAUGCUGGCGUGUACCCCCUACCCUCAUGACCUGUGGAAGAUCGAGAGGCCGCAGGGAAAGGAGGCGCAGGAGGAAGAGGCUGAAGUGGACGGAGGAGCAGUUGUGUCCAAAAGCACAAGGAACGUGGGGAUUGCAACAGGAGGGGGUCUAAGAGUGGGUCAGUGUCACCCCAUUCUCAAGAAACACAACGUGUGAUGAGUGAGAUUAUGGAUUCAGAUUGUUUUGCCAUUCAUGAUGUCUCACUGUGAAACUGUUGAUAGGUUUGGACUUUUCACAGGCUAAGAUGGUGUUUCUUUUCUGUUUAUUUUCACUGUGUUCAAUUUUCCUUAAAUGAUGGGUCUGGCAAGAUACUGCAAUUUUGUUAUUGUCAACAAAUCCCAUGAAAAGACCAAAAUCAACAAUGAAUUCUUGUAUUUCUUUUGGAGUCAAAGCCUGAUUUAGCUGUUGUUUCAUACCAAAGAACGUGCACUGUGGUUUUAUUUUGAGUCAGUCCCACGUGUCAUUAGCCCCUUUUACACUGCCUCUUCAAGGCGAGAAUGUUGCGUCGUUAUUAUGCUUUGCCAUUCUGUAUAAAAGGUACAAUCACGCAAUUUGGGGUGACAUUACAACACAGAGUUGUCUCACCUUUAAGCCAGUAGUAACAGCAUUGAAUCGCCGUCUGUGUAAAAGGGACUGCGGGCAGGACACAACCGCUGACAGGACGAGUUUGACAUGUAAUGUGUGCGACCCACCAUUGGGAGAUUUACUUAGCAGCUAGAAGCAGCUAGCAGCUAACUCAAAGAAAAAGAACAGCAGCUGAAAAUGUGCUCCUUACCCUCGGUUCAAAGCAAUGAAGAGGCUUCGUUCUGGCCCUAUUGCGGGAUCACUGUGUAAAAGGGGCUAUUAAUAGCCUAGUCAUUGCCACAACAAGUGCCCAGCUGUUUUAGUACAUUAUGGAGCCUUUUUAAGGUUUAACCAUGUAAUUGUGACCCUUUUAAAUAUGUAUAUAUAUAUAUGUAUAAGUGUUCAGAAGUAGUUAAUUGGCUUGGGGCUGAGGCCACAGACUGGUUAGUAAAAUAAGAAAGAACUAGGAGACGGACUAAACUCUUAUCAGUCACAAAAGUUCUCCAAACUUAUUUUUAUUUUAUGUUCACCAUGCUCAUUAUUUCCCCCUUACUUUUUGUUCUCAGGAAUAGAUAUCAUUUCAGUGUUGUAAGGGGGAAAAAACCUCUAUGAGCUAGCAGCUAACAGACAGUUAGCAAGCUAAAUGUCACUCAUGAGUUUGAUUACUAACGUAACAAUAACUUUACAGUUUAUUCAACAGAUGUUUGUACCAUUGACUCCUGUCUUAUGUCUGUUUGCAAACCAUUUCUCUUGUGUGGAGCAGUCCUACUCUGACAUUCAUUUUACGUAACCAGCUCCGAGCUGUCACUGGCUGAGAGGCUGGGUACAGAUUAUCAGGGCAGACAUAUAGAGACAGACAACCUUUCACAUUCACACCUACAGGCAAUGUAGAGUCACCAGUUAACCUAAUGUGCAUGUCUUUGGACUGUGGGAGGAAGCCAGAGAGCCCGGACACAGGGAGAAAAUACAAACUCUGCGCGGAGGGUCUCCCCCACCCACGGAUUUGAACCCUCUACCUUGGGUUUGAACCAGGAACUCUCUUGCUGUGAGGCAACAAUGCUCACCACAGCACCACUGUGCCACCUCAGAAGACAUUAAAUAAAAGUUGAUGGUACAACAUCUAAUCAGCUAAAGGUACAUUAGCUCUCUCCAUUUUAGAGUCUUAGGUUAGAUUUUGCUGGGAAAUUUUGUCAUUUUAAACACUGGUCUUUUCCGGGGAUUUAUCAACAGUAAUAUGGAUGAAUGCCAGCCGUCAGUAAACAAACUGACCAGUUUUCAGAGUUUUUGCAAAUGUUAGCAGGUUAGCAGCGUGGGCAAGCUUGAUAAAGAGAAGAAAAUAAACGAUUCCAAAUUGCAACACAACACUGGUUUUAAAUGCAGCACUGCCAAAUGUAGGUUUGGUUACAAUGUUAAAAUGUUAUUAGAGAGCAAAUGGAAUGGUAUGGUUGCAUUUAUGGUCAACACAAAGCCAUAAAUGUCACUGUUGGUGAAUGGGAUGAAGUCAGCUCCAAAGAUGUAAAAUAAAAUAAAAGUCCUCGAUUCACCUAAUUUACCUUCCAUUUCCGUCUCUCUGUCUUCCAGAUGAGUCUUGUCCUCUGUAGAAGCCAGUCAACUUCGCCAAAAUUGCCCAUGUGACGAGAUCGCCAACAUUUUGUUGAGCGUUCAUUAUGACAUGAUUUUUACUGUUUUGUUCGGUUUGAAUUGUUGAAUUGGCUGUUUGUAAUCCUUGUGGUGUUAUGUUUUUAUCUAGCAUCAGAAUGAAUGAGUGUUUUGGAAGACAUGUACAGUACAGUUUGAUUUAUGCAGUUGAACAUGAUUGUGUUUGCUGGGGGAAAUAUUUCACCCAGUUUUAUUUUCAGGGAAACUGGGGGAGAAAUGUGAAUGUAUAAAUGCGGUACAUACUAUAAAAGUCCCUCAGGUGUGCACUGGUGGGCGCUGAAGGAUCACUUGUCUAUGCAAUAUAAUGAUAAGAUUUUAUUUUUUAGUUUAGUUUUAAUUACUUUCUAUAUUUAAGUCUGCCUCAGCACAGAAGAGUGAUGUUUAUAUCAUCUUGUUUCAUGUGCCUGCUGGAUUUGCCCAUACAGAUGAUAUAAAGAUCAAUUUAUUUAGAUAUUUGAUUUUUCUUGUCUGAAGCCUUUUUGGAAAAACCUCCUCUCAGUGGGUGCUGAACUUUGCAGGGAUAGGGGUGGUGCAAUCUGUGCAGGACAGUUAAAGGUCUGUGUGUUUUGUGGGGUCUAAUUUAAGCCUUACUGUUCACAGUGACAACUCUGGUAACAGCUCAUGUUUAUGGAUACAAAUAAAGGGACUAUUUUGUUAUUUCUGUGUGGAAGUGGAGAGAGCUCUGUGAGUUAAAGUCCCUGAGAGGAAGCGUAGUUGAUAAACAUACAUAUAAACAAUUAACAGAUUAACUUUUUCAUUUUGCAGCUGCUAUCAGACUUUUGGCUGUAUUACAUUUAUGAUACAAUACACAUAUAAUAUACAGAGUGUUUCUUGUUUGUAAAUUAAUAUUUUAAUUGGUAGGAGAAGAAUAAAUUCCAUGCAAAUUGUUUUUUCUAUGAUGGUGGAAGAAGCUGGCUUCAAGAGAAUAAAUCUAAUAAAUAUCUCUGCAAACA
Molecule: messenger RNA, 7595 nt
Organism: Epinephelus lanceolatus (giant grouper)
Lineage: Eukaryota; Metazoa; Chordata; Actinopteri; Perciformes; Serranidae
Gene: ppp1r18
Product: protein phosphatase 1, regulatory subunit 18
Molecular function (GO): phosphatase binding
Source: RefSeq, a predicted model, not a curated record